CAUUACCAUACGAAAGUGCCGUCAUUGUCUGUGCUGCUGGCAGAAUACUCGUGGGUACUAGUGACUGUUGAAGCCCUGUUCGGGAACUGAUGCUGACAGCCGCGCGAUCGAUGCAAAGGUUACAUUUUAUCCUAGCAUGUUUACUACCCUGCUGAAAAAUGUUUACAAAAUGUGCAAAAUUAGAUUGACUGCUGUGGCUAUGUAGCAGGUGGCUGCUGGUGUAUGAAAGUUUGGGUUUUCGGAUUUACACGGACGCCCGUGUGUCUGCUUGAUCUCUUGGCUUGUAAAGUGGCUUAAUGAGUGUCCAAAGUAACAGUGGAAGUGGUGGUGGAAGUUUGGAGGCGACGCCAUCUUGGUCGCAGCAGCUAUCCUCGUCCCCAACGAUUUCUCAACAACACAUAACGGCGACCGCCAAGAAGGAAGGCCCCAUGGAGGAGCUGCACAGCCUGGACCCUCGCAGGCAGGAGCUUCUGGAGGCCAGGUUCAUGGGCGGUGUCAGCGGCAACACAGUAGGGAGCACCGGCAGCACCAGCGGGGGGGCCAAGGGUCUGGCCAACGAGUGCUCCAACAACAGCUAUGGCAGUUUGGGCUCCUCCAGUGACAAGGAGUCAGAGAACUCUGAUAUGAAGAGAGGGAGUUCUCCUGCAUACUCUACCCCUGAGAAGAAGCCCUCUGAGUCGUCCCGAGGAAGGAAAAGGAAAGCUGACACCCAUUCUGAGAGCAGCCAAGGGAAGACUUCCACACGGGGGCCCAAGAUCAGUGACUACUUUGAUUUCCAUGGGGGGAAUGGCUCCAGUCCAGUGAGGGCUCUACCACAGGUCCUCCGCUCACCGCAGAACUCACACCACGGAGCUCACUCUGCACCAGGCUCUAUCAUCCGACAGAACAGUUCCUCUCCCACCGGUCUGUGUUUUGGCGAUCCCCUGAUGAACUACAAAUCUUGCGCCAGCAAGUGUGUGCAGACGGAGUUGACAGGUCUGAAGCUGGCUGCUCUGGAGAGCAACAAGAGUCUGGACCUGGAGAAGAAAGAGGGACGCAUCGAUGACCUGCUCAGGGCUAACUGUGACCUGAGGCGACAGAUUGAUGAACAGCAGAAACUACUGGAGAAAUACAAGGAGAGACUGAACAAAUGCAUCACCAUGAGCAAGAAGCUGCUCAUCGAGAAGAGCACCCAGGAGAAACAGUCGUGCAGAGAGAAGAGCAUGCAGGACCGUCUGAGACUGGGUCACUUCACCACCGUAAGACAUGGAGCCUCCUACACUGAACAGUGGACCGACGGCUACGCAUUCCAGAACCUUGUCAAGCAGCAGGAGGGUAUCAACCAGCAGAGAGAGGAGAUAGAGCGUCAGAGGAAGCUGCUGGCCAAGAGGAAGCCCCCCAAUCCCUCCUCCCCCUCCCUCUCCCUAGCAACCACCUCUGAACCCAAACAACGCAAGACCAAGGUCGUCAACGGCAAUGACCCCGACCCCUUCCUCAAACCCUCCCUGCCCCAGAUGUUGACUCUGGCUGAGUAUCACGAACAGGAGGAGAUCUUCAAGCUUCGCCUGGGACACCUGAAGAAGGAGGAGGCUGAGAUCCAGGCAGAGCUGGAGCGGUUAGAGCGGGUGAGGAACCUCCACAUCAGAGAGCUGAAAAGGAUCAACAACGAGGACAGCUCAUCGUUUAAAGACCACCCCACUCUGAACGAGAGGUACCUGCUGCUGUAUCUGCUGGGCAGAGGAGGCUUCAGUGAGGUCUAUAAGGCCUUUGACCUGUUUGAGCAGCGCUACGCAGCCGUUAAAAUCCACCAGCUCAACAAGAACUGGAGAGAGGAGAAGAAGGAGAACUACCACAAACAUGCCUGUAGAGAGUAUCGGAUACACAAACAGCUGGACCAUCCCAGAAUAGUCAAACUCUACGACUACUUCUCCCUGGAUACAGACACGUUCUGUACGGUUUUAGAGUUCUGUGAGGGGAACGACCUGGACUUCUAUCUGAAACAGAACAAGCUGAUGUCCGAGAAGGAGGCGCGGUCCAUCGUCAUGCAGAUAGUCAACGCCCUGCGAUACCUCAACGAGAUCAAACCCCCCAUCAUACACUAUGACCUCAAACCAGGUAACAUCUUGCUGGUGGAUGGGACCGCGUGUGGCGAGAUAAAGAUCACAGACUUUGGGCUGUCUAAGAUCAUGGAUGAUGACAACUAUGGAGUGGAUGGCAUGGACCUCACCUCACAGGGAGCUGGCACAUACUGGUACCUUCCCCCAGAGUGUUUUGUGGUGGGCAAGGAGCCUCCUAAGAUCUCUAACAAGGUGGACGUCUGGUCGGUCGGGGUCAUCUUCUUCCAGUGCCUCUAUGGACGGAAGCCGUUUGGCCACAACCAGUCUCAGCAGGAUAUUCUUCAGGAGAACACCAUCCUCAAAGCCACUGAGGUUCAGUUCCCUGCCAAGCCCCAGGCCAGCACAGAGGCCAAGGCGUUUAUCCGACGCUGUCUGGCCUACCGUAAGGAGGAUCGAUUUGACGUUCACCAGCUGGGCACAGACACGUACCUUCUCCCUCACAUGAGACGCUCCAACUCCUCUGGCUCUCUUCAGCCCGCCUCCUCAAUCUCCUCCUACUGACGGGCUGAUGAACAUGACUGACAGGCCCACUGGCCAAUCCUGGAGCAGAAUUGAUCCGAAUAUGGGAAAUGGAGUGGCGUUGGGUAUUCUAAAUCGCCCGGCCACUGUGAAAGGAUCAGGAACGUGAAUUUGUUUGGCUGAAUGGAAUGAAAUGGAUUGCACGUUGUGAGACAUGGAAAGAGAUAGGAGGGGGGGGGGUGGGGCGGAAGUGGAUACACUUUCCACAUUGCCAAGUAGCUUUGCAGAAACGUUACUGUGUUGUGAACCUAGUUUUGAGUGAGAGGUGAGAAAGUUCUACCCAUUGUGCAUGCCAUUGGACAGGCUGUGCCUGUUGCCGUGAGGACUUAAUAGAGUGGGGCUAGGCCACAUCCCUUGCUUGUGCUGGACUGGGCUUUUAUUGGUAGAGCUGUUGUUAAUUGGAAUCCUCUCCAGCAACAUUUUAAACAGCCUCUCUGCAAGGGACAGAAUCCCAUUCACAAAUAUACCCCUAGUCUCUUCUAUAGAAGGUAGAGUUACUUUUGGGAUGUGGCUUAAGUCGCCAAAGCAGAUCAGUUGGUUUCACUGACCCACGUUAAACUUUACCAUUGGACUAAAUUGCACUCGAGAUGAUUUGGUUUCAUGGCCAUAGCUUCUUGAAAUUGUCCUGGACUUAACUAAGCUUCAGUCUCAGACUGUUGGCCAGAAGUAUGCCAUCUGAGUUCAUGAAGUCACAUUUUUAGAAUCAAUAAUUAAACCUACUCCUGGAUGAAUAUAAUCUGGCUGUGUGAAAGAGGUUGGUUUUGGCGUGUUCCAAUCCUCCAUGGAUCCAUCCCUCAAGGCGCUGAGUGUUAAGCUUGUUCAGGCAUGGAAGUCUGUUUUGUCAGAACAAAAUGUAACCAUAUGAGGAUCAACUGUAUCGUAAAGAUUGAUGUUUCCAUACAGGAAUCAUCUGGGGAAACUCAAUGUACAUUUCAUGUGUAGGAGUGACAUAUCUGCAGUCUGUCUGUACAGAGGGUCAACACACAGGAUUUACUGAACUCUCACCAGUGCCCGUUUGCACCUGUUUUCACAAAGAAAUAAAAGACAAACGCCUAGAAACAUGAAAUUAUUGAACCUCAUUUUUUUUGUUGUAAUAUUAUCAUUCUCGUAUUAUUUGUUUUACCUUCUGUUCACCUUUUAAUGUUUUAUAUUAUCUGUGGGAAAUAACAGGUGCAAACUUUGAGCACAUGCAAUGGUCUAGUACGUCCGACCGUUGGUUUCCCUCACGUCUCCUUGUUUGUGCUCCGAAAAGGCUUUUUUGUUGCUGCUAUGUAGAUGUCGCUUGUAGUUAGUUAAAAUCUGUAUGAUCUGCCUCAGGUACAGAUAGUGCAGACCUGUGUGAAGAGGAACACUCUAGGGCCCCUGAAGUGCAUAGCCUACUCUUCAGGGGCCCUACGAAGUGCUUCUGUAUGCCAGGUGAACCAAUAACUUUGAACUGUUUUACGACCGCAAUGUUUAUCGUCUGGAAACCAUGUGUCAUAUAUAUAUAUAAGUUGUAUGGAACUGUUCAUUUGUGAAGGAAAAGCCUAGGUUGAUCAGGCUCUGUUCUGUUCAGUAACACUUUGCUUGAACCUCAGUCAUAAGGCCUGCGUAACACUGACAUAUGAGGUGUCAUGAGUUAUUGCAGCUGGUUUUAGUCUAUGGUAUGGCACAGUCAUAUUGGUCAUCUACCGAAUGUAAAGUGCUCGAAGUAGAGUUGCCUAGUAUUCUUUAUAUUGGAAGACUGUGAGGAGCUUUCAACCGACAACACACGUAUGCUACAAAAGGGGUUUAUAUUGAACAUCAUGGCAGACUUAACAGAGGAGCCCACGCAGAUCAACGCCAUGUACUGUAAACUGGUUUUAUCACUGUCUUAUACACACAGCACAGAUACAUGUCAAAAUUGAAUGGAGGCAAUGUCAGGUCCUGUCAUUCAUAUGCAAUAAAGAUUGCCUUACAAGUCCAACUAAGGCCACCUUUGGUUUGUGCAUAUAUCUCUCACUCAACACACAUGUUUUAUGUAUAACUAGGGCCAGGAGUUCUUCCGGACCCAAGGUCAGAUAGUUGUCAGUUGUACCCGAUGAGAGAAUGGCAGACAGAUGCCAUUUGUCAAAAGGCUGAGAGACUGAAAAGGGCUUCACCAUGUUGCAUACGACCCUCUAUCCCACUGCUGGCUUGCUUCUGAAGGUAAGCAGGGUUGUUCCCUGGAUGGGAGACCAGGUGCUGCUGGAAGUGGUGUUGGGAGGGCCAGUAGGAGGCACCCUUUCCUCUACUCUAAAAACAAAUAUUCCAACGCCCCAGGGCAGUGAUUGGGAACAUUGCCCUGUGUAGGGUGCCGUCUUUCGGAUGGGACGUUAAACCGGUGUCCUGACUAAAUUCCCAAUCUGGCCCCCAUACCAUCACGGUCAUCCCCAGCUUACAAUUGGUCUCAUUCACCCCCCCUCUCCCCUGUAACUAUUCCCCGGGGUAUUACUGUAAAUGUGUUCUCAGUCAACUUACCUCGUAAAAUGAAGAUACCCUCGUCAAAUCUAAAUCAAAGUUGGUCACGUGCCGGAUACAACAGGUGUUGACUUUUUAUUAAUUUUAUCAGGGAAGACAUUGAGAUCUAGGUCGCUUUCAAGUGUGUCCUGCACAAUACAACACAAAUAUGCACUUUGUACACAAAAUAUACAUAUGUAUACUUCGUGCAUUCGGAAAGUAUUCAGACCUUUUCUAAAUUUAGUUAGGUUCCAGCCUUAUUGAACAACAACAUUCCCUCAUCACUACCCCAUAAUGACAAAGCAAAAAACAUUUUUCAGAAAUUGUAGCUAAUUUAUUAAAAAUAAUGAACUGAAGUAUCACAUUUACAUAAAUAUUCAGACCCUUUACUAAGUACUUUGUUUAAGCACCUUUUGGCAGCGAUCACAGCCUUGAGUCUUCUUGGGUAUGACGCUACAUGCUUGGCACACCUGUAUUUGGGGAGUUUCUCCCAUUCUCUGCAGAUCCUCUCAAGCUCUGUCAAGUUGGAUGGGGAACAACACUGAACAGCUAUUUUCAGGUUCCUCCAGAGAUGUUCGAUUGGCUUCAAGUCCGGGCUCUGGCUGUGCCACUCAAGGACAUUCUGAAACUUGUCCCAAAGCCACUUCUGCGUUGUCUUGGCUGUGUGCUUAGGGUUGUUGUCCUAUUGGAAGGUGAACCUUUUCCCAGUCAGUUUUUGAGCACUCUGAAGCAGGUUUUCAUCAAGGAUCUCUACUUUGUUCCGUUCAUCUUUCCCUCGAUCCUGACUAGUCUCCCAGUACAUGCCCCUGAAAAACAUUCUCACAGCAUGAUGCUACCACCACCAUGCUUCACCAUAGGGAUGGUGCCAGGUUUCCUCCAGACAUGAUGCUUGACAUUCAGGCCAAAGAGUUCAAUCUUGGUUCCAUCAGACCAGAGAAUCUUGUUUCUCAUGGUCUGAGAGUCUUUAGGUGCCUUUUGGCAAACACCAAGCGGGCUGUCAUGUGCCUUUUACUGAGGAGUGGCUUCCGUCUGGCCAUUCUACCAUAACUCUACUGAAUUUUUUUGUUCGACCUCAUGGCUUGGUUUCUGCUCUGACAUGCAGUGUCAACUGUGGGACCUUGUAUAGACAGGUGUGUGCCUUUUCCAAAUCAUGUCCAAUCAAUUGAAUUCACCGCAGGUGGACUGCAAUCAAGUUGCCGAAACGUCUCAAGAAUGAUGGAAACAAGAUGCACCUAAGCUCAAUUUCGAGUAUCAUACCAAAGGGUCUGAAUACUUAUGUAAAUAAGGUAUUUCUGUUUUUAUCAUUAUCAGUUUUAUCAGUUAUUUUAAUUUUUUUUUUUUUUGUUCAAAUCGUCUGUAUGUGACUUUGAGCUACAAAAUAAAUGUGGAUUCUUUCGGAAUGCUUA
Messenger RNA from Oncorhynchus keta (chum salmon), 6478 nucleotides. RefSeq names its product serine/threonine-protein kinase tousled-like 1-B. Lineage: Eukaryota; Metazoa; Chordata; Actinopteri; Salmoniformes; Salmonidae. The coding region runs from base 297 to 2597 and encodes 766 amino acids. Gene Ontology annotation, molecular function: protein serine/threonine kinase activity; ATP binding. Gene Ontology annotation, biological process: intracellular signal transduction; peptidyl-serine phosphorylation; chromosome segregation. Gene Ontology annotation, cellular component: nucleus. The transcript has 22 exons. The record is from RefSeq and is a predicted model, not a curated record.